AUGGUGUUCGGCAAUGUCUUCAUCGUCCUCGGCUCCGGCGUCGCUGGAUCCGUUCUCACCGGUGACGCCAAACUUCCUAAACUGGGGGAUGUAUUCUCUGGAGCCGCCAAGUUUGUGAAGAAACAUGGGAAAGAAGGCGGUGACGCAAAGUCUGGCAGCAGCGAUCAGAAUCAGUUGCUAUCUCAGAUCAACAAUCUCAGGGAGCAGAUACACACCCUAGCCACAACACCAAAUACAAUAGUGACACCGGCUGCGAAUUCUGGACCCGGCGUAUAUACUAUAACAGCAGUUGUUGUUGCUGGGGCUAUCGGCUAUGCUUAUAUAAAGUGGAAGGGAUGGAAACUCUCUGAUAUGAUGUUUGUGACAAAGCGUGGUUUAUCUGAUGCUUGCACUGCUGUUGGCAACCAUUUGGAUCAAGUUUCAGACUCUGUCGUUGUCACAAGGAAACAUCUGGCUGGGAGGAUUGAUCGUGCGGAUAUUAGUUUAGAUGAAACCCAGCAGAUUAUUGAAGGCACAAGGGAUGAGGUUGGAAUCAUACAUGGAGAUCUAAGUGCUUUCCAGGAGGAUUUGCAAUCAGUCAAUCUUGUAGUUCGGACUCUGGAAUCCAAGAUUGGGCGUCUUGAAAGCUCUCAGGAUCAAACGGUAGACGGAAUAAAUCACCUUUCUCUGGAGUCGCCAAUCUCCUCACCUGUAGCUGAGUCGCCUAGAGCAGAGACAUCCCUGCAGGUUUCACCUGCGGCCGAACGGCCUGAGACGACAUCGCAGGAGGAGCAGGAGCAGGAGAGUGUUAGCCGAACAUGUCGUACGAGAAACAGGGAAGGAUCAUGUGAGCAGAAGUCAUCCCAUUCGCAUGGGGCCUCAUCAUCGUCAUCAGCAUCAUCGGCGGCUAUAGCAGCUAGCAUGAAGACACAAAACCCAAGCUCGAGCCGAUUGGGGGGCCUGUGGAUGCCUGUGCUUGGCACUUUGCUCAGGGCUUCUGCUUUAAGUUAG
Miscanthus lutarioriparius is the source of this 990-nucleotide messenger RNA. The record is from the annotation of a GenBank genome assembly. NCBI's taxonomy places the organism in Eukaryota, Viridiplantae, Streptophyta, Magnoliopsida, Poales, Poaceae.